UCCACUUCCGGCCCAGCCCCCAGCGACUCCAGAGGCGGCGCCCUGGUGGCUCCAACACGUGUAGCUGUUUCCCCGAAUCCCAGGGCCCCUUUUGCAGCACGAUGCAGCAGGCCGUAGAACGAGCUCUGGACCGUGCGGACUAUGUCAUCGCGAGUGCCCAGCAGAGGCCUCCUAAAAGGAAAUGCUCGUCGAGUGGGGCAGCCUCUCUGUUUGAAAAGCUCUAUGACAUCUACGUGGAAGAGUGUGGGAAAGAGCCCGAGGCUACGGAGGAACUGAGAAGCAACGCGAACUUGUUAGAGAAGCUGGUUAGGAGAGAGUCGUUGGCGUGUUUAGUGGUCAACCUACACCCAGGAGGGGAGGGAUAUUCGCUGAUGCUGGAGGGGAAGCAGGGCUCCUGCUCGGAGACCAUUCGGCUGCCUUACGAGGAAGGCGAGCUGCUCGAAUACCUGGAUGCUGAAGAGUUGCCUCCUGCCCUGGUGGAUCUCCUGGAACAAUCUCAGGUUAACAUUUUCCACUGUGGGUGUGUCAUAGCACAGGUACGGGACUACAGGCAGUGCAGCCACGGGGAGCCUGCCGGCUACCAGACCAGGCACGUUCUCCUGCGCCCCACGAUGCAGACCUUAGCCUGCGACAUGCAGUCCAUAACCAGCGACGGCCAGCAGUGGACCGAGGAAGAGAAACUGUUGCUUGAGAGCCAGCUGAUCUUGGCCACCGCCGAACCCCUGUGUCUUGACCCUUCUCUGUCAGUAGCCUGCGCUGCAAACAGGCUGCUCUAUAACAAGCAGAAGAUGAACACUCGCCCGAUGAAAAGGAGCUUCAGGAGGUAUUCCGCACCCUCUCUGACUCGCCAGCAGGAGCUGUCUCAAUGCCCACCUCCUCCCGAGCUGGGACUAUGGGCCUCUUGCAAAAAAAGCAGACAAAGCCAAGCCGGGCAGCGGUACGACCUCAAGAUUUCUAAAGCAGGGAGCUGUGUGGAUCUGUGGAAACGGAGGCCCUGUGACUUGGCCGUCCCUUCUGAAGUGGAUGUGCAGAAAUACGCCAGAGGGAAGAGGCCGGCCAGAUGCCACGUCUCCCCUGCAGGGGUCUGGCCAGCCCCCGAGGUAAGAGACGAUGGUGUGUUUGGCUAUGAAGGCGGCCGUGAGCCUCAGACAACGGAGCCGGCCUCCACGCAGCCGCCGAGCAACCCACCUUUCUGUGGACAGAGAAGGCCCUGGCACAGAGCCGGCCGUGAGCGACCGACGUCUCCUCCGCGCUCGGCCACAGAUGGCCGUCCGAACCGCGUCCCGCCCGAGUCCAAGGCUGACGCCGGGAGGCUAGUCGUUCGGCCGGAGGCGGUGGGCCAGCAGAAGGCCCGGGGCCCGGCCACCGCGUGGUCACCCGGCCCCAGCGGCUCAGCCGGCCCCGGCGGGCCUCCUCCCGGGAAACCAGCGCAACAGCCGACGACGACGACGACGACGACGACGACGACGGCGGCGGUGUCGGUUUGGUCUCCAGUCCUGGGGAAGGGCGUCAGACACCCACCUCUGCGCAUCAGACUUCCCUGGAGCUCAGGAGAGAGCUGGCCAGGUGACAGUUUUCCUCCAGGGGAGGAGGCCAGCAGCUUCCUUCAGUCGCCACCUCCCGCUCCUGCUCCGGCGCCACCCAGUCUUUCCCAGAAACCCUCCGUGGGCCUGCCUGGAGUUAGCCCGCUUCCCGCAGCCGCCCUGUCCACCGGCAGCUCCUCGCAGGGGACCCUGGCGCCCAGGGUCCCUGCCGACUCCCAGCCGCCGCCCGGGGAAGCGAUCCGAGUUCGCGCGCUUCCCGCGGCCGCCCUGGCCGCCCCGGUCUCGGCCUGGGCCGGGGCCUCGGCCUCGGCCAACUCCCAGCGGCCCUCUGGGGAGGCCGACUCCCCGCCGCCGCCGCCUGGGGACGCGAUCCGAGUUCGCGCGCUUCCCGCGGCCGCCCCGGCCGCCGCCAGCUCCUCACAGAGGCCCCCGGCCGCCCGGGUCUCGGCCAAGUCCCAGCCGCCGCCUGGGGAAGCGAUCCGAGUUCGCGCGCUCUCUGCAGCCGCCCUGGCCGCCGCCAGCUCCUCACAGAGGCCCCCGGCCACCCCGGCCACCCCGGCCACCCCGGCCUCGGCCAAGUCCCAGAAGUCCGCUGUGGAACUGAUUCGAGUCAGCAUGUUUCCUGCAGGCGCUUUGCCCACCGCCGGCUCCUCAUCAAGAACCACGGCCACCCCGGUCACGGUCAAGUCCCAGAAAUCCUCUGUGACUCAGGACGCUGGAGUUAGCAGGCUGCCCACGACCACCCUGUCCCCCGCCAGCUCCUCCCAGAGCAGCCCGGCCACCCCGGUCACGGCCACGUCCGCCGGCCGCAGCGUCGUCGUCCAAGCGGCGGGCCCUGGCGGCCGAGCCCAGGCUGUGGCGGGGGCCUGCAGCCCCAGGCAGGGCUCUACCGCCGGCUCCGCGGCUCCUGCGGCAAGUAAGCCCAGCAGCGCGCCCUCGGGAGCUCGGCCACCAGAGGCAGUGUCCUCUGCGCCGCCGGUCCGCGUUCAGUUUUUCUUAAAAAGCGCUUCAGGCCUCAGGCCAGUGACUCUCCUGGAGCUUCGGCAAGAUUCGCUCCUUCUGAACGCCGGGCAGCAGCCAGAGCAGAAGGUCUAUCAGCUGAUUCCCCAGGACCGACUCCAGCAAGCCCUCACUCCCGGCCCUCCGCAGCCAGUGCCACAGGGGUCAAGUGCGCAAGGUGCGGCGAGUCCAAGAGCGGCCUCUUCUGCUCAGCCAGCCGUGCUCGUGAAGUUCGGUGCAGAAGGCAGUUUGCCGCAGCCCCAGGCAGCGGUGUCGGCGCUGGCACAGCUCGGCUCUGCAGAGAGCCAGAGAACACCCGGGCAGAGCCAGCCUCGUCCUCUGCAGGCACUGCAGCUGUCCCCUGCGUCGUCGUCGCAGCCCCAGCCCCAGCCCCGGGCACCCACCGUGCUCCGUUCUGGUUCCCGCAGCUGGACCGCCUCGGGUACCUGGGUGAAGCGGCAUCGCGGGGCAGCCGUGUCCUUUGGUGACUGGCUCACUCCGCGCAGCCACAUCGCUUCCAAGGCUAAUCAGCUGGCAAUGAACCGGAGGAGCCGGCACAGGUGCCUAGCGACGGAACGCCAGGAGGAACGCACCUGCGGUCAAGACCAGGCCGCUGCAGGUCUCUGGCUGCAGCUUGGAAGAGCCCACUCUGGGAACCACGGGGCAUGGCAGGAAGGGGUGGGGAGGGGUUGUUGCAGGAUUUAG
Canis lupus familiaris (dog) is the source of this 3248-nucleotide messenger RNA. Its product is annotated as transcription factor SPT20 homolog. Gene Ontology annotation, molecular function: transcription coregulator activity. Bases 102 to 3248 code for a protein of 1048 amino acids. The transcript has 4 exons. The record is from RefSeq and is a predicted model, not a curated record. Gene Ontology annotation, cellular component: SAGA complex. Gene Ontology annotation, biological process: regulation of transcription by RNA polymerase II. Lineage: Eukaryota; Metazoa; Chordata; Mammalia; Carnivora; Canidae.